Messenger RNA from Lipotes vexillifer (Yangtze River dolphin), 3216 nucleotides. RefSeq names its product exportin 1 (gene XPO1). Gene Ontology annotation, biological process: ribosomal small subunit export from nucleus; protein export from nucleus; ribosomal large subunit export from nucleus. Bases 1 to 3216 code for a protein of 1071 amino acids. Gene Ontology annotation, molecular function: nuclear export signal receptor activity; small GTPase binding. NCBI's taxonomy places the organism in Eukaryota, Metazoa, Chordata, Mammalia, Artiodactyla, Lipotidae. The record is from RefSeq and is a predicted model, not a curated record. Gene Ontology annotation, cellular component: nucleus; cytoplasm. The transcript is spliced from 24 exons.
AUGCCAGCAAUUAUGACAAUGUUAGCAGACCAUGCAGCUCGCCAGCUGCUUGAUUUCAGCCAAAAACUGGAUAUCAACCUUUUAGACAACGUGGUGAAUUGCUUAUACCACGGAGAAGGAGCCCAGCAAAGAAUGGCUCAAGAAGUACUGACACAUUUAAAGGAGCAUCCUGAUGCAUGGACAAGAGUCGACACAAUUUUGGAAUUUUCACAGAAUAUGAACACGAAAUAUUAUGGACUACAAAUUUUGGAAAAUGUGAUAAAAACAAGGUGGAAGAUUCUUCCAAGGAACCAAUGUGAAGGGAUAAAAAAAUAUGUUGUUGGCCUCAUUAUCAAGACAUCAUCUGACCCAACUUGUGUAGAGAAGGAAAAGGUAUAUAUCGGGAAAUUAAAUAUGAUUCUUGUUCAGAUACUGAAACAAGAAUGGCCAAAACAUUGGCCAACUUUUAUCAGUGACAUUGUUGGAGCAAGUAGGACCAGUGAAAGUCUCUGUCAGAAUAAUAUGGUGAUUCUGAAACUCUUGAGUGAAGAAGUAUUUGAUUUCUCUAGUGGACAGAUAACCCAAGUGAAAGCUAAGCAUUUAAAAGACAGCAUGUGCAAUGAAUUCUCACAAAUUUUUCAGCUUUGUCAGUUUGUGAUGGAAAAUUCCCAAAAUGCUCCACUUGUACAUGCAACUUUGGAAACGUUGCUCAGAUUUCUUAACUGGAUUCCGCUUGGAUAUAUUUUUGAGACCAAGUUAAUCAGCACGUUAAUUUAUAAGUUCCUGAAUGUUCCAAUGUUUCGAAAUGUCUCCCUGAAGUGCCUCACUGAGAUUGCUGGUGUGAGUGUAAGCCAGUAUGAGGAACAAUUUGUAACGCUAUUUACGCUGACAAUGAUGCAGCUAAAACAGAUGCUUCCUUUAAAUACCAAUAUUCGACUUGCAUACUCGAAUGGAAAGGAUGAUGAACAGAACUUUAUUCAAAAUCUCAGUUUGUUUCUCUGCACCUUUCUUAAAGAACAUGGUCAACUUAUAGAAAAAAGAUUAAAUCUCAGGGAAACACUCAUGGAGGCCCUUCAUUAUAUGUUGUUGGUAUCCGAAGUAGAGGAAACCGAAAUCUUUAAGAUUUGUCUUGAGUACUGGAAUCACCUGGCAGCUGAACUCUAUAGAGAGAGCCCAUUCUCAACAUCUGCCUCUCCAUUGCUAUCUGGAAGUCAGCAUUUUGAUGUUCCUCCCAGGAGGCAGCUGUAUUUGCCUGUGUUGUCCAAGGUCCGUUUACUGAUGGUUAGUCGAAUGGCUAAACCAGAGGAAGUAUUAGUUGUAGAAAAUGAUCAGGGAGAAGUUGUUAGAGAAUUCAUGAAGGAUACAGAUUCCAUAAAUUUGUAUAAGAAUAUGAGAGAAACAUUAGUUUAUCUUACUCACCUGGAUUAUGUAGAUACAGAAAGAAUAAUGACUGAGAAGCUUCACAAUCAAGUGAAUGGUACAGAGUGGUCAUGGAAAAAUUUGAAUACACUGUGUUGGGCAAUAGGCUCCAUUAGUGGAGCAAUGCAUGAAGAGGAUGAAAAACGAUUUCUUGUUACUGUUAUAAAGGAUCUACUAGGAUUAUGUGAACAGAAAAGAGGCAAAGAUAAUAAAGCUAUUAUUGCAUCAAAUAUCAUGUACAUAGUAGGUCAAUAUCCACGAUUUUUAAGAGCUCACUGGAAAUUCUUGAAGACUGUAGUUAACAAGCUCUUUGAAUUCAUGCAUGAGACCCAUGAUGGAGUCCAAGACAUGGCUUGUGAUACUUUCAUUAAAAUAGCUCAAAAGUGCCGCAGGCAUUUUGUUCAGGUUCAGGUUGGAGAAGUAAUGCCAUUUAUUGAUGAGAUUUUGAACAACAUUAACACUAUAAUUUGUGACCUUCAGCCUCAACAGGUCCAUACAUUUUAUGAAGCUGUGGGGUACAUGAUUGGUGCACAAACAGACCAAACAGUACAAGAACAUUUGAUAGAAAAAUACAUGCUACUUCCUAAUCAGGUUUGGGAUAGCAUAAUCCAGCAAGCAACCAAAAAUGUGGAUAUACUUAAAGAUCCUGAAACAGUCAAGCAACUUGGUAGCAUAUUGAAAACAAAUGUGAGAGCCUGCAAAGCGGUUGGACAUCCGUUUGUGAUUCAGCUUGGGAGAAUUUAUUUAGAUAUGCUUAAUGUAUACAAGUGCCUCAGUGAAAAUAUUUCUGCAGCUAUUCAAGCUAAUGGUGAGAUGGUUACAAAGCAACCAUUGAUUAGAAGUAUGCGAACAGUAAAAAGGGAAACUUUAAAGUUAAUAUCUGGUUGGGUGAGCCGGUCCAAUGAUCCACAGAUGGUAGCUGAAAAUUUUGUUCCUCCUCUGUUGGAUGCAGUUCUCAUUGAUUAUCAGAGAAAUGUCCCAGCUGCUAGAGAACCAGAAGUGCUUAGUACUAUGGCUAUUAUUGUCAACAAGUUAGGAGGACAUAUAACAGCUGAAAUACCUCAGAUAUUUGAUGCUGUUUUUGAAUGCACAUUGAAUAUGAUAAAUAAGGACUUUGAAGAAUAUCCUGAGCACAGAACGAACUUUUUCUUACUACUUCAGGCUGUCAAUUCUCAUUGUUUCCCAGCAUUCCUGGCUAUUCCACCUGCACAGUUUAAACUUGUUUUGGAUUCCAUUAUUUGGGCUUUCAAACAUACUAUGAGGAAUGUAGCAGAUACAGGCUUACAGAUACUUUUUACACUCUUACAAAACGUUGCACAAGAAGAAGCUGCAGCUCAGAGUUUCUAUCAGACUUAUUUUUGUGAUAUUCUUCAGCAUAUAUUUUCUGUCGUGACAGACACCUCACAUACUGCUGGUUUGACAAUGCAUGCAUCUAUCCUUGCAUAUAUGUUUAAUUUGGUUGAAGAAGGAAAAAUAAGUACACCAUUAAAUCCUGGAAAUCCAGUUAACAACCAAAUGUUUAUUCAGGAAUAUGUGGCUAAUCUUCUUAAGUCUGCAUUCCCUCAUCUUCAGGAUGCUCAAGUAAAGCUCUUUGUGACAGGACUUUUCAGCUUAAAUCAGGAUAUCCCUGCAUUCAAGGAACAUCUUAGGGAUUUCCUGGUACAGAUAAAGGAGUUUGCAGGUGAAGAUACAUCGGAUCUCUUUUUGGAAGAAAGAGAAACAGCCCUUCGACAGGCUCAGGAAGAGAAACAUAAACUUCAAAUGUCUGUCCCUGGCAUCCUUAAUCCACAUGAAAUUCCAGAAGAAAUGUGUGAUUAA